AGGACGUGGCGUUUGGUGAGGUGAUUAUUGGUGCUGAAUCUGCGCUCGCCAGCACACAAACCGACGCUGCUUCCUUCACCCGCGGGAACAAGCAGGCGCUGCUGUCGCGAUAGGGCAGAAAGCCCCAGACUCAUCGCGGCGAGGAGGGGGGACAGCGAACGAGAUGGCGGGGCGAGACAUGGAACAGCGACGGUGGGAGCGCCUGAUCACCUGGCUCCGCAACCGCGGCAUGCAAGCCGACGGCCUCAAGGUUGAGCGGAGGCCUCGGAGUGACGGCGGCUACGGCCUGUUCACGCGCGACGCGUGCGCACCCAAAGAGGUCCUGUUCACCAUUCCGUCUACUGCGUUGCUCAACAUCAAGACCUUGCGUCCUCUAUAUCCUUCGUGGGCGCAGAAGCUGUCUGCGACGCAGCUCAUCUCGCUUCAUUUGUGCCGGCACCGUCCGGUGGCUGACGGUGAAUCGUCCGACCCUGCUUUUGGGCCCUACAUUUCUACCCUUCCGCGGGACUUCAGCUUUCAUCCUCUCACUUGGCUUGUGGAAGAGGAGGGUCUUCAGUACAGAGUACUCCUGGACCAUCUGCCUACGGCUGUCUCCAGGGAUUUGAAGGACCUCGAAAUGCGGUUUUCUUCAGACUGGGUUGUCUGUCAAGAACACCUGCACGACGUGAGUCGCACCGAAUCGGAUUACCUCUGGGCCUGGCUGAACGUGAACACUCGCUGCAUGUACUACCGCGUCAAAUUGUCUGCGUCCGACCCGGAUAACAUGGCACUCUGCCCCGUCAUGGACUUCGCCAAUCACCGACCAGAGGGACCGCAUAUGCAGCCCCGACCAACGAAAGAAUUUCCUGCUCGCGCCAACAUGUCUUUUGCGGCACCUGAGGCGUACACGGAUGCUGGAGAGGAGCUCUAUUUCUCGUACGGCCCCCAUUGCAACCGAAAGCUCUUCGUAGAAUAUGGCUUCGCGCUCCGUGGUGCAAACGGCGAGGUUGAUGUCGACGACCUGGUCGAGCGAACGAUGCGGGGGCGUGCAGAUGGAAAGCUAUUACAAGAACUGCUAGAAAAUGAAGGGUACUGGGGGUACGCGUUGUUUCCUGCAGAGAUCCGGCAUAUCCUCAACCAUUGCAUCAGUGAUUGGACUAUACACUCAAGCCCCGAACCCAACAUCUCAUUUCGUCUCCUCGCGGCUAUGCGCCUGUUGAGCCUGCCUACGUCGCAACCUCCUGCAAGUCCGGACGAGCUAUCAAGCACAGCGCGACAACCUCUAGGCUUUGAGCAAUGGCAGCAGACCCUAUAUGGCUCCCGCGAUUGCUUGCCGGCAGAUAUCGAGGAGCAAUGCAGAAUCAGUGUAAUGCAGCUGGCCGAAAAGAUCAAGGCUAGAGCAUCAGACGCACUCGCUGCGUUGGAUCAAGUCGAUUGGGAUGGCCCUGUGUAUGUUCUAAAUACCGUUAAGGUGCUCUGGGAGGAGGAAAGGGACGUCGCAGAUGCGGUCUUGAGUUGUAAUCUUCCGCUUUGGUGAUAGGGAAUUGGCCAUAUCCGGAAAAGUACUAUACUCUCGGUCUCAAUUCGCUCCCCGAAAAGACGCCGUGUAAUCUCAAAUUUACAUCGCAUAGGUACAG
Molecule: messenger RNA, 1616 nt
Organism: Schizophyllum commune H4-8
Lineage: Eukaryota; Fungi; Basidiomycota; Agaricomycetes; Agaricales; Schizophyllaceae
Product: SET domain-containing protein
Exons: 4
Coding region: 164-1516 (450 amino acids)
Biological process (GO): peptidyl-lysine trimethylation; peptidyl-lysine monomethylation
Molecular function (GO): protein binding; protein-lysine N-methyltransferase activity
Source: RefSeq, a predicted model, not a curated record